AUAUAUAUAUAUAUAUUUCCCUUUCAUUUUUUUUAUAUUAAGUUUAUUUUCGAAAGCAAAGAAAGCGUAGGAGUGUUGGUGUGGAGAAGGAAAGAAAGAAGAGUGUCAGUACAUUCAUAAAAGCAUCAUCAUUAGAGUUGAAUUUGAAUUUAAAUUUGAAUUUGAAUUUGAAUUGAAGUUACUGGUGGCAUCAUCAGUAGCAUAAUCCAUUUGUUCGCGCUACCAAUUUGUAUUGAGAACUGAGCUCACGAUGGAAGCCGGAAAUUCUUCUUACAAGAUUAUAUUGGGUUCUUCUUCCGUCGCACGCCGCAACAUUUUAUCCGAAAUGGGACACCAAUUUACAAUCAUGACUGCAGAUAUUGAUGAGAAGUCCAUCCGAAAGGAAACUCCAGAAGACUUAGUUCUGGCUCUAGCCGAAGCCAAGGCCAAUGCCAUUAUAUCCAAACUACAAACUACUGGUAAUCAAGAGAGGGUUGACGAACCGACGCUUUUAAUUGCUGCUGACACAGCAGAAGCCAUCUUACAAAAGCUCCCUGUCGGCGACUACUUAAAGCAUGCUGAGCCAACUUUACUAAUAACUUGUGACCAAGUGGUGGUCUAUGAAGGUGUGAUUAGGGAAAAGCCAUCCAGCAAGCAAGAAGCUCGGCAAUUCUUGAAAGAUUAUUCUGGAAGGAAAGCAGCAACUGUGGGGUCUGUAUUAGUUACGAAUCUCAAAACAGGAUUAAGAAAAGGAGAAUCAGAUCGUGUGGAGAUCUAUUUCAAUGAAAUGCCUGAUGAAAUCAUUGAGAAGCUGGUUGAUGAGGGAAUUACUCUCAAUGUUGCUGGAGGGCUGAUUAUAGAGCAUCCUUUAAUAUUUCCAUAUGUCAGAGAAGUGGUAGGCACAACUGAUAGUGUGAUGGGGCUUCCCAAAGAUCUGACUGAAAAACUCUUGAAGGAAGUCCUGUAGUUUGAGCUAUUGAUCGACCUUGUGCGACUGCUAAGUAAUGGCUUGAUUUGUGAUCUUUGCUCUCUGCAUCUACAUUUAUCUUAGACUCAAUGCUGUCUCUUCUUGCAACAGAUAUGUUUCUGCUUUGAUAUACUGAGGCAGUUAUGUCUGAAUUUUUUGUUGGCUGUUCUAUUUAAGUUGAUGUAUAAUGUAUUUGUCUUUAUUUUUUAUUGGAGUAUUAAAAUAAGGCUAUACUGUGACUAUUCUUUUUUAUUUUUUGAGAAAUGUAUCGUGACUAUUCAUUGGUUGGAAAUGCUAUUAUUAUACUGAAAUUGAAGAAAGCAUGGAUGAUAUUCUAU
Molecule: messenger RNA, 1284 nt
Organism: Cicer arietinum (chickpea)
Lineage: Eukaryota; Viridiplantae; Streptophyta; Magnoliopsida; Fabales; Fabaceae
Molecular function (GO): nucleoside triphosphate diphosphatase activity
Source: RefSeq, a predicted model, not a curated record